Messenger RNA from Oncorhynchus kisutch (coho salmon), 1733 nucleotides. Its product is annotated as zinc finger protein 180-like. Gene Ontology annotation, molecular function: DNA-binding transcription factor activity, RNA polymerase II-specific; RNA polymerase II cis-regulatory region sequence-specific DNA binding. Gene Ontology annotation, cellular component: transcription regulator complex; chromatin; PcG protein complex. The transcript is spliced from 2 exons. The coding region runs from base 267 to 1550 and encodes 427 amino acids. NCBI's taxonomy places the organism in Eukaryota, Metazoa, Chordata, Actinopteri, Salmoniformes, Salmonidae. Gene Ontology annotation, biological process: regulation of transcription by RNA polymerase II. The record is from RefSeq and is a predicted model, not a curated record.
GACGUAUAAUCUAGUGGACGGGACGCUCCUUCAGCAACAACAGCUAGUCAGACACCUCGAUAGGUUUCUAGCAAACACAGCUUCAACAUUCACUCUCUUUACACUGUUUUGGUGUAUAUUAGUCGCUGUGUAUUAAACACACUUCUGUCGUAUGUACUUGUUGGCCCAUUUAAUUAUAUAUUUACGUUGUUUGUCAGCUAGCUGGUUUGCUAAGUUAGCUUAGAACUAGGCUAGUCGCUAAUGCUAGCUAGCUAACAUCCCCGACCAUGAGUUCACUAAGCUACUCUCCUCCUGAUAAAGAAGAGGCGGUCUGCUGGACGGAGGAGGAAACUCGUGUGAAAGAGGAGGAGGAAGAGGAGGCUGUUACAGUACAAAAACAAGAAGAGGGUGAGGCUGUUACCGUGAAAGAAGAAGAGAAAGACGUUUCAGUGAAAGAAGAGGAAGAUACGUUCAGAGUGAAAGAGGAGGAGGAUGUUACAGUAAAAGAAGAGGAGGGGGAAGAGAAGGAUGUUACAAUACAAAAACAAGUAGAGGGUGAGGCUGUUACCGUGAAAGAAGAAGAGAAAGACGUUUCAGUGAAAGAAGAGGAAGAUGCUUUCAGAGUGAAAGAGGAGGAGGAUGUUACAGUGAAGGAAGAGAAAGAGGAUGUAGUUUAUGGAGUGAAAGAGGAGGAGGGGGAGAUUACUGUCACAUUGGAGGAAGAAGAGGAGGUUGGAGAUCUGUUUAACACCAGAGAGAGACGUGACUAUUGUGGAUCCUCUGCGGAGCCUCAACAACCUCAUGAUGCUGACGAGGCAGAGAAGAGUCUCUCCAGAUCAGAACACCUCAAGAAACACCUGCAGAGAUCCACAGGAAAGAGAACUCACUGCUGCUCCGACCAUGGGAAGAGAUUCACCUCCUCAUCAGGCAUUCAUCAGAGAAUCCACACGGGAGAGAAAUAUUUUAGCUGUACUCAAUGUGGGAUGAGUUUUACUACAUCUAGCCAUCUUAUUGUACACCAGAGAACACACACAGGAGAAAAACCUUAUAUCUGUGAUCAAUGUGGGAAGCGUUUUGUUCAAUCUAGUGAUCUGACAGUGCACCAGAGAAUACACACAGGAGAGAAACCCUAUAGCUGUGAUCAAUGUGGGAAGAGUUUUAUUACAUCUAACAUUCUGACUCGACACCAGAGAAGACACACAGGAGAGAAACCUUAUAGCUGUGGUCAAUGUGGGAAGAGUUUUACUGAAUCUAGCAAUCUGACUCUACACCAGAGAACACACACAGGAGAGAAACCUUAUAACUGUGGUCAAUGUGGGAAGAGUUUUACUACAUCUAGUCAUCUGACUGUACACCAGAGAACACACACAGGAGAGAAACCUUAUAGCUGUGGUCAAUGUGGGAAGAGUUUUGGUCAAUCUGGCCAUCUGACAGUGCACCAAAGAAGACACACAGAAGAGAAACCCUAUAGCUGUGAUCAAUGUGGGAAGAGUUUUAUUACAUCUAACAUUCUGACUCGACACCAGAGAACACACACAGGAGAGAAACUUCAUAGCUGUGACCAGAGAUAAUCUGAUAAAAGAUCUCUGAUCAAAUAUCAGAAAAUACAUGAAGGAGUUGUUUCAUGAUAUCAAUGAAUUAAUGUCUCAAUGUAGAAUGUUUUAACAUUGUAGUAGGAGUAUUUUAAUAAUGUCACAAUGUAGAAGCCUAAACGUUUGCCCCCUUAUCAAUUGAUUUCAGCAUGAUAUGGAUAU